Colius striatus (speckled mousebird) is the source of this 1524-nucleotide messenger RNA. It is a transcript of the gene JMJD7, whose product is annotated as jumonji domain containing 7. The transcript is spliced from 9 exons. Lineage: Eukaryota; Metazoa; Chordata; Aves; Coliiformes; Coliidae. Bases 15 to 968 code for a protein of 317 amino acids. Gene Ontology annotation, molecular function: 2-oxoglutarate-dependent dioxygenase activity. The record is from RefSeq and is a predicted model, not a curated record.
GAGGCGGGGUGGCCAUGGCGGAGGCCGCAGCGCUGAGGGCGGUGAGGGGCUGCCUCGCCACCUUCCCGCGGGACGCCCGCGAGCUGGGGUGGAUGGAGUCCGUGCCCUAUCUCGAUAGGCCUCCGUCCCCGCUGGAGUUUUACCGAGAAUGGGUGAGCCCAAAUAAACCUUGUAUCAUUCAGAAUGCCAUCAGCCACUGGCCAGCUCUGAAGAAAUGGACCUCAGCGUACCUCAGGGAGGUGGUAGGGCCCAAGGUCGUGAGCGUGGCCGUGACACCAAACGGUUACGCAGACGCCGUGUUCCGGGGCCGCUUUGUCAUGCCAGAGGAGCGACAAAUGCCUUUCACAGACUUUUUGGACAUUGUGGAGAAGAAAGUGACCUCUCCCAACGUGUUCUAUGUGCAGAAGCAAUGUUCAAACCUCACUGAAGAGUUCCCUGAGCUUGUCUGUGACGUGCAGCCUGACAUACCCUGGAUGAGCGAGGCCCUUGGGAAGAAGCCUGAUGCUGUGAAUUUCUGGCUUGGGGAAUCAGCUGCAGUCACAUCUUUACAUAAAGAUCAUUAUGAGAACUUGUACUGUGUGAUAUCUGGAGAGAAACAUUUCCUACUGCACCCACCAAGUGACCGUCCCUUCAUCCCGUAUGAGCUCUACCAGCCAGCAACCUACCAGGUGUCAGAAGAUGGCUCAUUUGAAAUUGUGGAUGAGAAGAAUGCAGAUCAGGUACCCUGGAUCCCUCUGGACCCGUUGAACCCAGAUCUGGAACAGUACCCAAAGUACGCUCAGGCAAAACCUUUGCAGUGCACAGUGAAAGCUGGUGAGAUGUUAUACCUGCCCUCUCUGUGGUUCCAUCAUGUUCAGCAAUCACAUGGCUGUAUAGCAGUGAAUUAUUGGUAUGACAUGGAAUAUGACCUCAAGUACAGCUAUUAUCAGCUACUAGAUUGUCUCACAAAAGCUGUGGAAGUGUUGUAGCAGAGGUGGGAUCUCUCUGGCUGAUGUGAUACAGUCAUCAGCAUCAGUGAUGGAAGUACAAACAUGAUUCAGGUGAAAAGAACUGAACGUUAAAGGACCCUCGUCAAUGUCCAUCAAACAGGUCAUGGCUGUUUUGCUUCGUUUCACAGUCCAGAUCCGUUGGCCAUGACUUUUGGCUUUUAAGUAGAGGUUUGCUAAGAGCAUUUGUAGGUCUUUGCACGUUGCCUGAGUGAUGGUGAGCAAAAUAAAAUUGGAAGGGAAGCAAUCCAGCUUUUGGAAAUGCCAAACCAGAAGCCACAACUGUUUGUUCACAUCUAGAGAUUGUUUUCAUAACAAGCCAGCUGGACAAGGAAGGAUCUGCUCUGUGCAUCAGGCUGCCUAAGGCAAAAGUCCUGUCCAGUUGCAAUUCACCAAGUUCAGUGUCUACGGUGUCUUGAUGAUGAGAAAUCUCAACUUCUGCAGUAAAAGGAGCUGGUCCAUUCCCUGGACUGAUCGAUUUGUAUGGAUCUGGAGGAGGUCUUGUCGAAUACAGAGCAAGUCUUCUAGCUAGCAGAGG